Molecule: messenger RNA, 1605 nt
Organism: Haplochromis burtoni (Burton's mouthbrooder)
Lineage: Eukaryota; Metazoa; Chordata; Actinopteri; Cichliformes; Cichlidae
Product: RING finger protein 208
Exons: 2
Coding region: 169-570 (133 amino acids)
Biological process (GO): protein ubiquitination
Molecular function (GO): ubiquitin protein ligase activity
Source: RefSeq, a predicted model, not a curated record
GAGCAUCUGUUAAAGAAAAGCUGAAUUUCUUCACGUUUCAGUUUUACAUUUGUGAAUAUUUUAUAUUGUGUCUUAUUUUUCCCCUCCACUCACCUAUUUUGUGUUUUUUCUGUAUCGCAGAAAAAGCAGCCUUCCACGCAUUGCUUAUUCUGCAUAUCUGAUACGAGCAUGGUCACCGCCGAGGAGCUCGAGUGCUGCGUGUGCUGCUACGAGUAUUCACGCAGCAACAGGAUACCGCGGGUCCUCCACUGCAACCACACCUUCUGCGCCCCUUGUCUGGAGAGAAUGUCCAAGCUGGAGGGUGCCAUCUACACUGUCGCCUGCCCUCUCUGUCGUUGGAUUACCUGCACCAGAGCCAGCUUGACUUUGCCAGGGGCUCUGUGGGUCAACACAGAAAUCUGGGACCAGAUUUCCACGGAGCGAAAUCAGAAUGAGAACCAUUCAAUGGAGGAUUUAAAAGACCCAAAGUCGCUACUCAUCGAGCACUCACUACCCGUUUCACAGCAUUCACGUUUGAAGUCCACACUCCUGAGGGUUUUCAGCUGCAUGCCUCUGCAGAGCAGACACUAAGUGAUUAACAGUAGGAUUUGUACCUCUUACAUGUUGUUUAAUCGUAGACUGAAGUGUGCAAGACCGUAAAGUUUGCAUGAUCUGAGCUCCACGUAAUGGACCUGCACACAGGGCUUCAGUGAGAGUUUACGUCUUGUGAAGAGUGAAGGCCUGAAAGUCUUCCGUGCGACUUGACUUUGUGUGAACUUGACUGUGAUUUGGAAGGCACUGAAUCUGCCUCCAUUUAAAGUUGUGACUGUGAACCUUUUUGUUGUUUUAUAUCAGCAAUAGCAAAUGUACUAAUGAAAAAAUAAAUCAGAUCAGCACUGUUUAUCUGAACAACAAAGAUGAUUUAAAGCAUGAUUUAAUAAUAUGAUUUAUUUUAUAAUGAAACUUUUUUUGUCACUUUGCCUGUUUUAUACAUUUUUAAGAAAACCGUGUCAUGUUUGUUAAUUUCUUUUCUAUUAUAAGAAUCACAAAAAUGAAGGGUUUUAACUAAAUACAGUGAAAUGCAAACUGUCUACUAUGUAUGUAAAUAGCCGUCUGUGAUACAAACAUGUUAAUGAACAUCAUCUGUGAAUAAAGUGUUUGGAACUGAAGGAGCACAUGUUCAGUUUUCAAAUAUGGGAACCGUUUAAUAAAUGUUCAAAAGUAUCCAGCGCUCAUUGUUUUCUUUGAGUCUCUACUGUACUCUGCUGUGUUUAUUGACACCAAGAGCCAGCUAUCUCUGCACAUAUGUUACUAUGUUUCAAAAUUGUAUAAAAACCUUAAAUCACUAACCUUUUAUUGACUGGCCCUUCAAAUUUACCUGUAAAAUGGGCCCGCCGGUGGACCCAUGGUCAAUAAAGGGUUAACCAUUGUAAAAAUGUAUCACCCUUCUAUGCAGUAUUCUUUCACACAUGUACAGGUCACACUGCUUGUGAGCUUCCUGCUAAAAUUAAAGCUCUCAUCUCCCCUAUUGUCUCCGCUCAUGUCAGUUCCUUACUAAUAACCAGAGAUGGGCAGUAACGCGUUACUUGUAACAAACGUAGCAAACCUCCGCCUACCCCACUCCUG